AUGACGGGGAAUAGUGAAACUUCUGUUAGGGUGGUUACUCCUUCAGAUGAAAAAGGAGAUGGUCAUGUUCAUGUUGGCGAGGAGGAAGGGGUUCAUGAUCGAGAGGCGGACAAGGAAGAAGAAGCUCUGAAGAAGAUGAUAUUAGGUCAUCCAUUAUAUGGAUUAUUGCUUGAGAGUCACAUCAACUGCCUGAAGGUGUGUUCGGGUGAAAGGGGUGAUGAAAUUGGUACAACUACAACAAGCACUGAUACUACUACUAAUGUUACAGAAGAUAAUGCCAAUGUUAAGGCGCUCGAGGCCGCCCUUACCAGUCCUAGUUCCUCCGACCUUGAUCAAUUCAUGGAAGCAUACUGCAACUCCCUAAACAAUCUCAAAGAAGCCAUGGAGAAUCCUCUAAAGGAAGCAUCAUCUUUCAUUGAUUCAGUGCAAGCUCAACUUGAGGAGCUCACCGGAGACUCCGAUGAUAGCAAGCAGGGGCCAAAUCAGACUGAGUCAUCGAUCGUCAUCAAGUAG
Messenger RNA from Fragaria vesca subsp. vesca, 513 nucleotides. Its product is annotated as homeobox protein knotted-1-like 1-like. Bases 1 to 513 code for a protein of 170 amino acids. Gene Ontology annotation, cellular component: nucleus. The record is from RefSeq and is a predicted model, not a curated record. NCBI's taxonomy places the organism in Eukaryota, Viridiplantae, Streptophyta, Magnoliopsida, Rosales, Rosaceae. The transcript is spliced from 3 exons. Gene Ontology annotation, molecular function: DNA binding.